Molecule: messenger RNA, 3411 nt
Organism: Arachis stenosperma
Lineage: Eukaryota; Viridiplantae; Streptophyta; Magnoliopsida; Fabales; Fabaceae
Product: putative disease resistance protein At3g14460
Exons: 3
Coding region: 1-3411 (1136 amino acids)
Biological process (GO): defense response to other organism
Molecular function (GO): ADP binding
Source: RefSeq, a predicted model, not a curated record
AUGGCUGGUACACUUGUUGGGGGAGCUUUGCUUUCUGGCUUCAUUAACGUUAUCUUUGACAGGUUUAUUACAACGGAUGCGGUCAACCUGGUCUUGGGCAAGAAGCUUGGUCCUGACUUAGUUGAAAGGCUGAAGAUUUCUCUGCUUGCUGCUGAUGCUCUGGUUGGUGAUGCUGAGUUCAAGCAAUUGGACAACCCUUCUGUGAGGGAGUGGCUUAACAGUCUGAGGGAUGCUGUUUAUGUGGCCGAUGACUUGCUGGACGCUGUGCUCACCAAAGCCGCCACUCGAAAGGAGGUACGUUCUUUCUGGCCUGUUAGCUUCCUCGACCGGGAUAGGAAGAUUGUAGAUAAGAUGGAAGGGGUGGUUAGAAGAAUAGAAUUUCUUGUAAAGCAAAAAGAUUUCCUUGGUCUUGAAAAGAGUUCCUAUAGGGACUUUUUGUCAUGGAGAAUUCCAUCCACAUCUCUGGUGGAAGGUAAUAUCCUUGGCAGGGAAAAGGACCAACAGGAAAUCAUCAAGAUAUUAAAUGAUAACAGAGAAAAUCAGUUGUCUGUAAUUCCUAUUGUGGGCAUAGGUGGGGUUGGAAAAACAACUUUAGCACAAUGGCUGUACAAUAAUGACAAGUUGAUGGAGGGUUUUCAAGUCAAAGAAUGGGUUUGUGUCUCUGAAGACUUUAAUGUUGUUCAGGUUACAAAGAAUAUUAUAGGUCAAACUGCUCGUAAUACAGAGGAUUUCAAUUCACUUCAACUUGAACUGACGGAAAAAUUGUCUGAAAAGAAGUUCUUUAUUGUGUUAGACGAUGUUUGGAGUGAUGAUGGUGAUGUCUGGAAGAAAUUUAGAACCCCCUUUCAAUAUGGGGUAAAGGGAAGUACAGAUUGUUGUUGGUCAGUGUUUGCAAACAAUGUUUGUUUUCCAGAAUCAAAUGGGGAUCCAAAACUAGAAGAAAUCGGUAGAAAGAUAGCCAAGAAGUGUAAGGGGUUGCCAUUAGCUGCAGAGACACUUGGAAGCUUGUUGCGAACAAAACAUGAUGUUAAGGAAUGGGAAGCUGUAUUAAUAAGUGAUAUUUGGGAAUUUUCUGUGAAGAACAGUAAAAUAAUUCCUGCAUUAUUAAUCAGUUACUUUCAUCUUCCUGCACAUUUAAAACGUUGUUUUGUUUAUUGUUCAUUGUAUCCCAAAGAUUGUCGUUUUUGUAAAGAUGAACUAAUUUUGCUAUGGAUGGCCGAAGAUCUUUUAAGGCCACCAAAUAGAGGGGAGAGUUUAUUCGAAGUUGGUAGCAAAUGUUUUGAUGAACUAGCUUCUAGGUUGUUUUUCAAAAGACAUGAUCACUAUGCUUCUGAGAGCUUUGUGAUGCAUGACCUUUUACAUGAUUUAGCACUGUUCCUUGCUGGAGACUUCUAUGGUAGAUUUGAAGAGCUUGGUGAUGCAGUGAAUGUGUAUACUCGAACUCGUCAUUUGUCUUAUGAAAGUUCGAAUCUAGUCUCAGAAAAUUUUAGUUCCAUCAGUAAAGUUGAAUCUUUGAGGACAUUUUUGUCAACUAAUGUCUUUUCAAAGUCAGAUAACAUUGAUGAUGUAACAUGUAAUCCAAUAUUGAAGCUCAAAUAUUUGAGAGUUUUGUCACUUCCAUCCUUCAAAGCACUUGAUGUAUUGCCUCGUCUAAUAGGUAAAUUAACCUAUUUGCGUUACUUGGAUCUCUCUAGGACAUGUAUUAGGACACUGCCAGAAUCAUUGUGUGACUUGUACAAUCUACAAACAUUGAAGCUGGCAUGUUGUUCUAGUUUGACUAAGUUACCCAAUGGCAUGCAUAAACUUGUGAAUUUGCAACAUCUCAAUAUUUCGGGUACUGAUUUGAAAGAAAUGCCAAGAGGAAUGAGCAAAUUGCAACACCUGCACACAUUAAGCUACUUUAUCGUGGGCAAGCAUAAAGAUAAUGGAAUCCAGGAAUUAGAGCUAUUAAAUCUUCAUGGAUACUUUGAGAUUCAAAAAUUGGAGAAUGUCCUUGAUGUGAAAGAAGCAAGGAGUGCAAGGAUAAUAGAUAAGAAGAACAUUGAUAACUUAAUGUUGGAAUGGUCUUCAGGUGAUUAUAUAGUUUCAAGAACACAAACUGAAAGAGAUAUACUCGACAGCUUGCAACCGCACCAUGGCUUGGAAGUGUUGCAAAUCAGGGGAUACAAGGGUACAAUAUUUCCAAAUUGGAUGGGGCAUUGUUCUUACCAAAACAUGACUGAUGUGUCUAUGGAGUCUUGCAAGAAUUGUUGCAUGUUGCCUUCACUUGGACAGCUGCCAUCUCUUAAGUCCCUUUGCAUUGAAGGUUUUCAUCAGCUGAGGAGUAUUGGUAUGGAGUUUUACAAGAAUGAAGGCGAUCAUCAUUCUUCGCUUCUUGCACCGUUUCCCUCAUUGGAGAUUUUGGAGUUCAAUAACAUGCCAUGUUGGGAGGUGUGGCACUUACCUGACUCAAAAACUUUUCCUCGACUCACGAAGCUUCGGAUAAGAGAUUGUCCGGUGUUAAAGGGAGAUAUGCUUGGCCGGGUAUUCUUGAGAAUCAUUUCUUCAUUGUGGGAUGUUUCAAAAGUUCGCAGACUAGAUAUACGUACGGAUUAUGGAGAGUCUGAGAUGUCACUUAUUGGAGAGGAUAUGGUAUCAAUUAAGGGAUGUGAAUCUAUGCUGAAGUUUGUACUUCAGGCAAUGAGUGUCAACCAUCUAAGUUGCCUCAAAGAUAUCUAUAUCUCACGUUGGUCGCUUGAUGUACUCUUCCGGGACAAUUGUGUACUCAAAUCUUUGCAAACUCUGAGAAUAUGGGGAUGCAGCAAGCUGAAAUUCCCCCAGCAACAGCAAAAGUACAGUUUAGUAGAGCUAUACAUAGAAGGAAACUGUGAUUCACUGACCUCAUUGUCGUUGGAUGACUUCCCCAAUCUUAAGACUCUUACUAUAUCAGAGUGUGAGAAUCUAGAAUCAGUUUCAUUGUCAGAGCCAUCACAUGCUUCUCUUCAACGUCUCACCAUCUUUAAAUGCUGCAAAUUUGUGUCAUUCACAGGAAAAGGACUGGCUGCACCCAACUUGACUCGUCUUGAGGUCAGCUUCUGCACCAAGUUGAAGGCAUUGCCACAUGAUAUGAAUACUCUUCUCCCAAGUUUACAGUCUCUCGAGAUAGAGGGCUGCUGGGAAAUUUGUAGGUUACCAGAGGCUGGUUUGCCACCUAACCUGAAACAGCUUAUUAUUGGGAAACAAUGGAGGGGUCUAUCGUCGAUGCGCAACUUGGACACCCUCACUCAUCUUAUCAUUGAUGGUUCUGGCAGUGAGAAUGUGAAGUCAUUCCCUGAGGCCGGUUCGCUGCCUCACCUUCCCUCUCUUACCACUUUGAAGAUCACUGGAGAAUAUGGCAGGAGAAAAGCUGCCUUCCUCUCUAUUGCUACUUGA